This is a messenger RNA of Mizuhopecten yessoensis (Yesso scallop), 2046 nucleotides long. RefSeq names its product mannan endo-1,6-alpha-mannosidase DFG5-like. The transcript is spliced from 2 exons. Gene Ontology annotation, biological process: carbohydrate metabolic process. The record is from RefSeq and is a predicted model, not a curated record. NCBI's taxonomy places the organism in Eukaryota, Metazoa, Mollusca, Bivalvia, Pectinida, Pectinidae. Bases 50 to 1417 code for a protein of 455 amino acids.
UCGACAACAGUAAUGCCCGAUAUAAAACCGUUAGUAAUAACAGUAAAACAUGAAGUGCUCCGUCUUGAUUUUCGUAUUGUGUACGGGGAUUCCCGCUUCCGUUGGUAAUGUCAAACUCCCUUGCACAGAAGACAUGUUCCAUAGCAACACAAAUGCGUAUUGGGCAUGCGCAGCACAGUUCGCGUUACAGUCUAAUUGGUUCCCAUCGCCUAUCGCUGGUCUAUUCAGUUACCAGAUUUGGAAUGGAUUCGAUGGUUUCUGGCAAAAUGGCGCCGUUCUGGAGCCGUUCGUCAACUUCAUGGUCUACGCCAAUCAUACUCGAUACAACACAGUCGUUCAGAAAUCCCAGCGUAGCCUUUACCAGCUGUUAGAAGCGUACGGGCCCUAUCCUUCAUUUGACGAUAUGGGUUGGUAUGGCCUUAGUUACGCGAGAAUAUACGAGGUACAAGGAGGUGAUGACUUCCUGGAUUCAGCAGUAGACAUCUUUAAUUGGGCUUGGGAGACAGGAUGGGACAAAAGCAAUAAAUGUAACGGGGGUUUCUUUUUCGAUAAUCUUCAAAAUGCAAAACAAACGAUCACAAAUGUUGAGCUUUUUCAAUUAGGUGCUAAGCUUUAUCGACUGCGAAAGGAUUCAACUAUUCUUGAGAAAGUCCAGCAGAUACACAAAUACAUAUUUAGUAACGAAAUUGUAGACAUGAAGACCCACCUGGUCGUGGAUGGAAUAUUCAUGGAUAACUGUAGCAGCAACGGAGUGUACGGUCCGUCAUACAACGGCGGAGUAUUUAUUGGAGGGCUAGUCGAAUACUACAAAGUCACCGAAGAUAUUUAUUAUCUAGAAUUGGCCAAGCAGAUCGCAGAGGCCAUCAUCGAAACAAAGUCCAACAAUAGCCAGAUUUUGACAGAAUAUUGUGACCCUAAUUGUAACGAAGACGCCAUGAUGUUUAAAGGGAUAUUUGUGAGAAACUUAAGAUAUUUAAUGGACGCGCUGCCAUCAAACGAUACAGCAACCAGAAAUAGCUACCAGAAAUGUCUUGACACCAAUGUUAUAGCCAUAUUAGAAUUAAACAUGUGUAACUUGAAUCCAAUUUCUAAGUGCAACAUAACUUUCCAGGACGGUCCACCAUACUAUAACGUGUCGGGUCCUGUAUUUUCGCCAAAUUGGAAUGGCCCCUUUACUUUCGGAGCACCCAUGCAGCAAACGUCAGCAUUCGACCUAUUUGUCUCAAGCAUCUACCCUGGGACCACGUGCGUCGGUGACCUUUGUUCGUACGACCCAUCAUACCCAGCACCUCAACCUUUGACCUGUGGAAGUCAUCCGUGUCCUAAGGGCGAAGAGUGCUGUGAAUACAGUCCCUAUACCUCCUACACGUGCUGUGCUAAGGGUCAGAAAUGUACGAAACAAGGCAUUUGUGUUUAGUGCUCAUCGAGUAUCUUUCAAGCGUUUGUCUGUCUUUUGAAAUAAACAGUCAAACCAAAUAAUCGUGCUUUAUUAAUCAAAUUAAACGCAUGUGAUCGGAUUGAAUUUUAACCCACCCUGUAUUACAUUGUUUAUGACAAUACACAUUCACUCCUUACCUAUGAUAUACCGAACUGGGUCCGUACAGCAUCAGGUCAUAGUUCGGUUCAACUAUGAGAGGUAGAAGAAAUAUAGUUGAUUUAAUAUAUUGUUGUAUUUUUCUUUAUCAAUGCUGCAUUCAAUAAUGUGCGGUGACUACGUGUUUUAUUUUAAUGUUAUUUAACCUUAUCGGAUGUUCAAAGGAAGACAACUCUAGGCUAAAUGAAGGUCAUUCUGGGGAUUGGUUAUCGUUUGUCGUGAGAAAAUCACAACUGAUUCUGGCAAUACAUGUUGCUGGAAGUUGAUGUCUUGAUUUAAUUAUGAACGAAAUUAGCCUCGAUCUUUUAUUUAAUAUUUUGUCGUUGUUUUUAUAUAUAACGACCGGUUCCGAUUUCUAAACGAACUUCAAUGUUUUCUUUUUGCAAUUCAAGUGUGCAACAGACUGGAUAAGUGACAGAUGUGUUUUGAGAUGUAACUUAAGACAUUAAAAU